CCGUGUUUAUCCAAAAGCCCUUCAAUGCCCCAUUCGUUUUGUCCGACGAACCAUGGCGUGGUUAGUGCCUACAAAAAGACGCCAUUACUAUUUCUCUCGACGUCCAGCCUAAUUUAUAAGGACUGUGGUGCAUUGCGCAAUGCCAUCCGGGAAUCUGUAGUUCGACGUUGUGGACAUUUUUUUUCUCUCCCAUCCAAACACCAACAGAAUUUUGUUUAUCAUCGUCCUCGGUUAGAUUUUUUUCCCCACAAAUAACAUCUCCUCGACAGAUUGUCGAAGACCACGACAUCACCAUGGCCUCCAAAAUAAACGAAGCCCAUGAACACAUCGCUAAAGCGGAGAAAAAUUUAAAGACAAGCAUGACAAAGUGGAAGCCAGAUUUUGACAGUGCUGCAUCAGAAUAUGCCAAAGCUGCGGUAUGCUUCAAGAAUGCCAAACAGUUUGAGCAGGCUAAGGAUGCCUACCUGAAGGAGGCCGAGUACCACACGGAAAAUAAAGCCUUGUUUCAUGCAGCAAAAGCAAUCGAACAAGCAGGUAUGAUGAUGAAGGACUUGAAGAAGAUGCCUGAGGCCAUCCAGUACAUAGAGAAGGCCAGUAUGAUCUACGUAGAGAAUGGUACUCCUGACACCGCUGCCAUGGCUCUGGACAGGGCCGGGAAACUUAUCGAGCCUGUGAGUUUAGAGAAAGCUGUGGACCUGUAUCAGCAGGCUGCCGGUGUGUUUGAGAAUGAGGACCGUCUACGCCAGUCAGCUGAGCUCCUGGGGAAAGCUUCCAGACUGCUGGUCAGAUUACGCAGACUGGAUGAAGCGGCAACCGCCCUUCAAAAAGAGAAGAACAUGUAUAAAGAUAUAGAGAAUUACCCCACUUGCUUUAAGAAAACAACAGCUCAGGUGUUGGUUCAUCUACACAGAAAUGACUUUGUGGCGGCAGACAAGUGUGUCCGAGAGAGUUACAGCCUCCCGGGGUACAGUGGGAGUGAAGACUGCGUAGCCAUGGAGACGUUACUGCAGGGAUAUGACGAGCAGGACGAGGACCAGGUGCAUCGCGUGUGUAACUCUGCUCUGCUGAAGUACAUGGACAAUGAC
Messenger RNA from Salvelinus sp. IW2-2015, 1085 nucleotides. It is a transcript of the gene napgb, whose product is annotated as N-ethylmaleimide-sensitive factor attachment protein, gamma b. Gene Ontology annotation, cellular component: vacuolar membrane; SNARE complex. Gene Ontology annotation, molecular function: syntaxin binding; soluble NSF attachment protein activity. NCBI's taxonomy places the organism in Eukaryota, Metazoa, Chordata, Actinopteri, Salmoniformes, Salmonidae. The record is from RefSeq and is a predicted model, not a curated record. Gene Ontology annotation, biological process: intracellular protein transport.